AUGGGGGAGAGGAGGAAGAGGAGUAGCAAGAAGAGGAGGAAGAGCAGCAGCAAGAGGAGAGGCCAGGAGUGCAUUCUGUCUGGCAUCAUGUCAGUGAAGGGCAAGAAGGUUCUACACAUGGACAGAAAUGUAUACUACGGAGGGGAGAGUGCCUCCCUCACGCCUCUGAACGAUGUCUACAAGCGUUUCGGAUUACCCGGUAGCCCUCCGGAGUCCAUGGGAAGCGCCCGUGAUUGGAAUGUAGACCUAGUUCCUAAGUUUCUUAUGGCCAACGGUCAGCUGGUGAGGAUGCUGCUUAUCACUCAGGUUACGCGGUACCUGGAUUUUAAAGUGAUUGAUGGCAGCUAUGUCUUCAAAGGGGGAAAAAUCUACAAAGUCCCCUCCACUGAGAAGGAAGCACUAGGAUCAGCUCUGAUGGGCAUCUUCGAGAAGCGCAGGUUCCAAAAGUUUCUAGUUUACGUGGCCAGAUUUGACGAAAACGACCCGAAGACGUUGGAGGGUGUGGACCCAAACAAAACCACCAUGAGAGAGGUCUACAAGAAGUUUGGCCUGCAGGAAAACGUGAUGGACUUCACCGGCCACGCCCUUGCCCUGUACCGCACAGACGAAUACCUGGACAAGCCGUGCCUCGAAGCCAUAAACAAAAUAAAGCUGUACAGUGAAUCUCUGUCUCGAUAUGGAAAAAGCCCCUAUCUCUACCCCUUGUAUGGCCUAGGCGAGCUGCCGCAAGGCUUUGCCAGAUUGAGUGCCAUUUACGGAGGAACGUACAUGUUGAAUAAACCCAUAGAGGAGAUCGUCAUGGAGAACGGAAAAGUGGUGGGAGUAAAGUCUGAAGGAGAGAUUGCCAGGUGUAAGCAGUUGAUCUGUGACCCCAGUUAUGCCCUGGAUCGGGUGAAGAAGGUAGGACAAGUGAUCAGGGUUAUCUGCAUCCUGAGCCACCCCAUCCAUGACACCCACGAUGCAAAGUCCUGCCAGAUCAUCAUCCCCCAGAACCAGGUCAAACGGCAACACGACAUCUACGUUUGCAUGAUCUCGUUUGACCAUAACGUAGCCUCAAAGAAUAAGUACAUCGCCAUUGUCAGCACCACGGUGGAGACGGACAAUCCAAGAAACGAGGUUCAAGCUGCUAUGGAUCUGCUCAAGCCCAUAGACCAGGAGUUCAUCAGCAUCACCGACUUGUACGAGCCCACAGACGAUGGAACGGAGAGCCAGAUUUUCCUGUCUCGUUCGUACGAUGCCACCACUCACUUUGAAACAACCUGUGACGACAUCAAAGACAUCUACAAACGUUUGAUGGGCUGUGAAUUUGACUUCGCUGAGAUGGAGCGCGGCCAAAACGACAUUGUGGGUGACCAGGACUAA
This is a messenger RNA of Knipowitschia caucasica, 1362 nucleotides long. The record is from the annotation of a GenBank genome assembly. NCBI's taxonomy places the organism in Eukaryota, Metazoa, Chordata, Actinopteri, Gobiiformes, Gobiidae.